Molecule: messenger RNA, 965 nt
Organism: Phanerochaete carnosa HHB-10118-sp
Lineage: Eukaryota; Fungi; Basidiomycota; Agaricomycetes; Polyporales; Phanerochaetaceae
Exons: 7
Coding region: 29-916 (295 amino acids)
Biological process (GO): metabolite repair
Molecular function (GO): ATP-dependent NAD(P)H-hydrate dehydratase activity
Source: RefSeq, a predicted model, not a curated record
CUACACAGGAGCCCCGUUCUUCGCGUCGAUGUCAGCUCUGAGGAUGGGCGCAGACCUUUCGCAUGUCAUCUGUUCUCCGACCGCGGCUGGCGCCAUCAAGUCGUAUUCGCCUGACCUCAUCGUACACCCGAUUUUGCGGGAAGACCAGUCGGAGAAGGAAGUAAAGCCCGCUCUGGAGAGUCUUCUGUCACGCUUGCAUGCCCUCAUUGUUGGACCAGGCCUUGGGCGUGAACCUUACAUGCAAAAUUUCGCUAAGCUGGCUGUGAACAUGGCAAAGGACAAGGGUAUGUUCUUGGUGUUGGAUGCGGACGCGCUGCUCUUCGUCGGCCAGGACACCGCUCUCAUCAAGGGUUAUCGGCGAGCCAUUCUCACGCCAAACGUGGUAGAAUUCAAGAGACUGAGUGAACAGCUGAACAUAGACCCCAAGGCGCCGUCGAACGAGCUUGCCAUGCGGGUAUCCCGUGCUUUAAGCGGCGUCACCAUUUUGCAGAAGGGCAAGGAAGACAUUAUUGCGACCAACACUGGAGGCGCAUCUGCGGAAGAUGCUCGCGAGAGCAAGGUCGACCCGUCGGAGAACACGGAGGAGCAGAUCGUCGUUGAUGUCUCUGGCGGCAUGAAGCGCUGUGGCGGACAAGGCGACAUCUUGUCAGGGACGAUCGGGACCGUUCUGGCGUGGGGAAAGUGCUUCGAGGACGGUGCAUUCGGGGAUGGCUCUGUUCCUUCAUCGCGCAUCCCUCUCCUUGCCGCGACUGCAGGGUCGAUGGUCACUCGCACCUCAUCUAAGCACGCGUUCUCGAAGCAGGGCAGAGGUGUAGUUACUCAAGAUAUGCUACCAGAGGUUGGGCAUGCUUUUGCUGAGGUAUUUGGCAACGAGGGAGAGAAAGGAUGGGGAUCCACUCAAGGGGGAAAGCUCUAAGUAGAACCGGAGCAAGAAAUAAACGUGUACACCAUGUCCAGUACAGUAG